This is a messenger RNA of Helicoverpa zea (corn earworm), 1892 nucleotides long. It is a transcript of the gene Mgat4a, whose product is annotated as alpha-1,3-mannosyl-glycoprotein 4-beta-N-acetylglucosaminyltransferase A. The record is from RefSeq and is a predicted model, not a curated record. Gene Ontology annotation, biological process: protein N-linked glycosylation. The transcript has 11 exons. The coding region runs from base 225 to 1892 and encodes 555 amino acids. Lineage: Eukaryota; Metazoa; Arthropoda; Insecta; Lepidoptera; Noctuidae. Gene Ontology annotation, molecular function: acetylglucosaminyltransferase activity. Gene Ontology annotation, cellular component: endoplasmic reticulum-Golgi intermediate compartment; Golgi stack; endoplasmic reticulum.
UCGUAAUAGCAACCUCGUAGUAACCACGGUCGGCAAAGCAGUUCUCGCCUGUUUCUCGAGGCGAGAAGCCGCGCUCAGACGCUCCGCGCUAUCACUUCACUUGUCAAAAUAAAAAUAUUAACCUCUCCAAAAUAAUUCACUGUAACUUCAUAAAAAAAUCCGGGCUCUAAAUUCGCGUAAAAAACAUGUAACUCAAGAUUGGUGGUUCCAGAUUUCGUGUAACAAUGGUUCUGCCGAACAGCACGAUGGGACGUGCUCUGACGAGCCGGUUCCUCGCCCCGAGGAAGAAGAUCGCUGCCUGCCUUCUCUUGCUACUGUUCGUCGUCUUCACCAUCGUGAUCUUCACGUCUGCCAGUGCUCGUCUCCAACGCGAGGAGCACAUGGAAGAAAUGAUAGCAGAAAUGCAAUCACACCUGCAGUUUCUGGAAGCACAGUACAGAGGAAGGCAGGAAGAUGUGAUCUCCUUACAGGCGAAAGUGUUUUCCGACCGUGGUAACAGUACUCCGAAUCACGUGACUGCGCAAGAAGCAGCUCACCUGGCGGCAACCAUGACUCCUGCAUUGACAGCACUUCUGAAGAACAUGACCGGUACCAGAACAGCAGCUGGCAUUCACACCAAGAACCUGCAACAACUGAGAACUCCCUUCGUAUACCAGCUCCUCCCUCACCUCAUGAACAGCCCUUACAGCUUGAAGCCAGCAUUCCACAUGAGGGGGGGGCGAUCCUUCUCCUACAUCGUCGUAGGCGUACCAACAGUCAAGAGGGAUAAAGAGAGCUACUUAAUAGUUACACUCACUAAUCUCAUCAGUGGACUAACACCAGCUGAUGUCAAUGACACACUCAUCGUCGUGAUGGUCGGCGAGUCUGACCUCGAGUACGUCGUCAACACUGCCAGGACUAUUGAAAUAGCGUUUCCAAAGCAAGUGGAUAGUGGCCUCAUAGAGGUCAUAGCACCAUCAGCAGCUUACUACCCCAACUUUGAAACUCUCCCCGUGACCUUGGGGGACUCCCACAAACGAGUUAAAUGGAGGACAAAACAAAACUUAGACACAAUAUACUUAAUGGCCUACGCACAAUCUAAAGGCACCUUUUACCUGAUGCUGGAAGAUGAUGUCAUCGCUAAGAAGAACUAUAUUCAGGAAAUCAAGAGAUACACAGCGUCGACCACCGUUGCCAAUCCCCAGUGGCUGUUCAUUGAAUACUGCCACGUCGGAGGCAUAGGCAAGCUGAUCCGCUCAGCUGACCUCCUCCACUUCAUCACUUACGUGCAGCUGUUCUACAACAACAUGCCCAUCGACUGGCUCCUCGAGAGCUACCUGGCUGACAGAGCCUGCACCAUUGAAAAGACAGCUAAAAAAUGCCAACAAGCUAAAGAAUCCAUCCGGCCGAAAUACAAGUCGUCACUGUUCCAACACAUCGGCUUAUACUCUUCACUGAAGGGGAAGAUUCAUAAAGUUAAGGAUGUUCAUUUUGGAACUGGACCUACGUUCUACCCGCACACGAACAACCCACCAGUGCAUACCCUCAAGACGGAUAUACCAGAACUGCCAGGUCAUACGUUGAGGAAGGCCUACCUUGGCCACACAUACUUCUGGGGCGAGAAGCCGAAGAAGGGAGAUUUGGUGGAGUUUUGGUUCGAAAGACCAGUCGCCCUAUCUCACUACACUUUCCGGAGCGGCAAUAUUGAACAUAUAAAGGACAAGUUUUACCAUACCAGUGUGGAAGUUUUACCAGUUAGAAACACGAAUUUUACAUCCGUUGGGGCCUUCGACGAGUUUGGUCUGGCUGAAGGCGACUUGAAGACAGGACUCAUCUCUGCCAUCCGGCUGAAAGUCAAUAAGGACAGCACCUACUGGGUUAUUCUUAGUGAGGCAAGUUUUUGCAACAUCUGA